This is a messenger RNA of Rotaria sp. Silwood2, 2139 nucleotides long. NCBI's taxonomy places the organism in Eukaryota, Metazoa, Rotifera, Eurotatoria, Philodinida, Philodinidae. The record is from the annotation of a GenBank genome assembly.
AUGGAUGAAGACUCUCUUCCAGACACUACUGAUCCUUUGGAAAAUAUUCCUGAGAUAGCUCCCAACGAAGCCGAAACAUUCGCAUAUCAACAUAUAAUAGAUCGAUUAGAGGAAAUUGAAAAUUUGCCAACAACAGACGCUCAAAUGAAGAGAGAUCAAAGAUCUCAAUUUGUUGCUUUAUGGAGCGAAAUCCUUCAAAUUCCUCCAUCGGAUGCUCCAGCUUGCUAUCAGAAAUGUGGUAGUCUUCUGUCACGUUUAUUCAAACAAAACCAAAUGCAUAUCAUACGAGCAAAUACGAUAAUUGCUCGUGAGAUGUGUUUUGCAUGCAUAUCUCAACUCACUCAUUCAAAUAUAAGUCGUUUUCUGAAGUUAAAAACAGAACAACAGAAUUUACCUGACAAUCGAAUUUUAAAAAAACAUAUUUUCCAUCUGCUACGAAUCACAGCACAAACAAUUACACUUAUUCCAUUUUCAAAAGUGGACGAUCGACAAUUCAUUGAAAACCACUUUGAACUUUAUACUGUGUUGAUGGAACAUAUCGAACAAUCCAUGCCUGAACAUUGUGAAACAAAAGUAGAACAAGGGUAUAUCCUAGGAGAUAUUGCUUUAGGUGCCCUUACUCUAUUAUGGAACACAACUGAUCGAACUGUUCUCGUUCCACUUUUGUUGAGAAAUGAUUUUGUCAAGAAAUUACUCGGUUGGCUUGCACAAGCAUCUAAAUUAGCAGACACCAAUAAUCGGUCUCUAAUCAGUAUUGUUCUCAAUAUUGCUCGGCAUGAUGAUGGAGCUGAUGAACUCAACAAAUAUGGAGCCAUAGACAUUAUCAAAGAGUAUAUGAAAAUUAAACCAGCAAAGCCAGAUAAUCGAAGUUUGGCUACAUCGAUGACAUUGGCUCUUCUUUCCACACCAGAAGAACUCAAACGUGACACGAAAGGCAUGAACAAUGUACUCAAUCGUUUGCUUCAACUUGUUAUUGAUUGUUUCAAAAAUAAUCGUUUUCGACAUGAAGGUUUUCAUGUUAGCGAACCAUUAGUUAUCUUAGUAAAGAUGUUCGUUGUCGACGAACGUACACUAGAGUACGUCUUAUGUCAUGCAGAAACAAAGCCACCAUCCGAUCCUCACUCAACAAUUCAUUUAUUCAUCACAUUGCUCUUCAAAUUUACGAAUGCAUUGGAUGUCACAAAUCAAAUAAGACAAUACACACUAAUAAGUCUAUUAAAUAUUAUUUGGAGCAUAUCAUUUCAACCCAAUUAUGCAAGUGAAUUAACUCAAGACGAACAAUUAAUGUCAAUUAUCGAAAAGUUUGCCGACAAUGAUAAGGGUAAAGUAGUUCUCGAAGAUUACAAACCACGAUCGAUGGAAGGUGUUAAAGAAGCAGCACAUGGUAUUCUACAUAAUCUCAAUCGUGAUGUUAAAACUGAGAUGAUAUUGGAGAAAAAGAAAGCAUAUCAUGAUGCACGUAUAUCAGAUUCGACAAAAAAAAUACAACAAAAACCAUCAAUUAUGGUUAGUUAUUGCCAUGAAAAUAAUGACUUUUGUACACAUAUAUUAGAAGUACUAAACAAACACAAUAAUAUCUUUAACAUAUGGAUCGAUCGAACACAUUGUCAAGGAGUCGAUGAUUUAUGGGAAUCAAUUGCUGACGGUAUGGAACAAGCAUCAGUCAUAGUAUGUCUUCUUUCGAAUCAAUAUUUCGAAAGUAAAUCAUGCCGGAAAGAAUUCAUCUAUGCUACGGAUUCACUGAAGAAAAAACUUGUACCUAUACUAAUUGAACAGUUCGAACCAAGGGGAUGGUUAGGUAUUAGAAUGACAGGUAUCAAAUAUGUACGUUUUAGAGGAGCGUUUGAAUCGGAACAAAAUAAAAUAAUAGAAUUAUCAAAUACAAUUCUUGCAACGCUGUCACCACAAACAUUACAUGACGAUGAUAGUUAUCCUUUACAUUCAUCACAUAAUGUAGGGUCACUACCAUCACCACCACCACCACCACCACCACCACGACAACAACAACAACAACAACAACAACAACAACAACAACAACAACAACAACAACAACAACAACAACAACAACAACAACAACAACAACAACAACAACAACAACAACAAGAACAACAAAAACAAAAACAACNUAGUGGUAAAUGA